This is a messenger RNA of Leucoraja erinaceus (little skate), 4111 nucleotides long. RefSeq names its product prolyl 4-hydroxylase subunit alpha-1-like. NCBI's taxonomy places the organism in Eukaryota, Metazoa, Chordata, Chondrichthyes, Rajiformes, Rajidae. Gene Ontology annotation, molecular function: L-ascorbic acid binding; procollagen-proline 4-dioxygenase activity; iron ion binding. Bases 188 to 1801 code for a protein of 537 amino acids. Gene Ontology annotation, biological process: peptidyl-proline hydroxylation to 4-hydroxy-L-proline. Gene Ontology annotation, cellular component: endoplasmic reticulum. The transcript is spliced from 15 exons. The record is from RefSeq and is a predicted model, not a curated record.
AGGGCGGUGAAGGCCCGCCUCUGGGUAGUGGAAUGACAGCCAAGAAAUCUCAGUUUUCCCUCAGAGGAAGCGAGCGUAGUUGUUUGUGUGAAAACUAGAAGAAGUCCUAGUUAGGGAGAAGGAUUGAGCCGCGCUGUCCGCACAGGCAAGGCCUAGAAGGCCCAUAUUGUGCCAGAAUAAAGCCAACAUGGCAUGGGUAAAAAUCUGGUGCAUUUUAGUCCUGAUCUCCAUCACCCAGGCGCAUAACGACUUCUACACAUCAAUUGGUCAGAUGACAGAUCUUCUAUACACAGAGAAAGAUCUGGUGACCUCGUUGAAAGACUACAUCAAAGCUGAAGAAAGGAAACUAGGAGAAAUCAAACGGUGGGCCGAAAAACUGGACCUACUUACAGAGACAGCUACAAAAGAUCCCGAAGGAUUCCUUGGCCAUCCAGUAAAUGCAUUUAAAUUGAUGAAACGAUUGAACACGGAGUGGUUGGAGCUGGAAAAUCUGGUCCUCAAAGAUAUGUCAGAUGGAUUCAUUUCUAAUCUCACCAUCCAGCGACAGUACUUCCCUAAUGAUGAUGACCAGACUGGAGCUGCCAAAGCCUUGCUGCGUCUCCAAGACACGUACAAACUAGAUGCAGACACCAUCUCUCAAGGAAACCUGCCUGGUGUGAAGCAUAAAACAUCACUCUCAGUAGAGGACUGCUUUGAGCUUGGGAAAAUAGCUUACUCAGAUGCAGAUUACUACCACACUGAACUGUGGAUGGAGCAAGCAAUGAGGCAGUUGGAUACUGGCGAGGUAUCCAAUAUAGACAAAAUCACCAUACUGGACUACCUGAGUUAUUCAGUGUACCAGCAAGGUGACCUGGAUCGGGCACUGGACCUCACAAAACAGAUGCUGAAGCUGGAUCCAGAACAUCAGCGAGCCAAUGGGAACCUUAGAUAUUUCGAGUAUAUGAAAGCUGAGGAGCAAAAAAAGGCAAAUGAAACCCAGGACUCUCAAGGAAGCAAAGUGGGGAGUACUUCAGAGACCAAGAAAGGCCGUCCAAAGGAUUACCUGCCCGAGAGACAGAAAUAUGAAAAGCUGUGUCGAGGAGAAGGUAUCAAAUUGACUCCUCGACGACAGAAAAGGCUCUUCUGCCGUUAUUCGGACGCGAGCAGAAAUCCAGCAUACAUUCUGAGGCCUGUGAAACAGCAAGAUGAAUGGGACAAACCUCGCAUCAUUCGUUUCAUUGAUAUCAUUUCCGACCAGGAAAUUGAGCGUGUGAAAGAAUUAGCAAAGCCACGGCUGAGACGAGCCACCAUUUCUAACCCAAUAACUGGAGUGCUGGAGACAGCUCAUUACAGAAUAAGCAAAAGUGCUUGGCUGUCAGGUUAUGAAGAUCCCGUAAUAAACAAAAUUAACAAGCGGAUACAAGAUCUCACGGGUCUUGAUGUUUCCACAGCAGAAGAGCUACAGGUGGCCAAUUAUGGGGUUGGGGGCCAAUAUGAACCUCAUUUUGAUUUUGGACGGAAAGAUGAACCUGAUGCUUUCAAAGAGCUGGGCACGGGGAACAGGAUUGCCACCUGGUUAUUUUACAUGAGUGAUGUCACGGCCGGAGGAGCCACUGUUUUCCCUGAAGUUGGAGCAGCUGUGUGGCCACAAAAGGGCUCAGCGGUGUUUUGGUACAAUCUCUUUGCCAGUGGAGAAGGUGACUACAGCACACGGCAUGCAGCCUGUCCAGUAUUAGUUGGAAACAAAUGGGUGUCUAACAAGUGGAUCCACGAACGUGGACAGGAAUUCCGACGAAGGUGUAACUUGUCCGAGAUGGAUUGAGGGCACACAGUGUUGGCAAAUCGACCCCUCUGUUCGUACCACCAACACUACAGCUCAGUCCUGUUUACUCUCCUAUAUUCCCCAGCACUCCUCAAGUCACCGACCUGACUUAAACAUCCUUUAGUUUUACUUGGAAGCCUGGGCAGAGAAGUUCACGUUUUAUAACCUUUUCCAGGUUUGAAUCGAGCAAGGCUGAGCUGGUUAAUGACACAAAAUAUUUCUCUAAAUCAUGUGUUUUUUACCCUCUUAGUAUUCCCAUAUAUUACACGACUCUUUUCUACCAAUUGAUUUUUAUGCAACAAUCAUGUUUUUGAAUUUACACCUCUCAGCAAGCUAUGGAAGCGAGUAUUCUCCACCCAACCAAGCCUUUCUUGGGCAUCUGUUUGCAGCGUGACACUUCUGGGAAUACUUCUGAUAAAAGUGCUUAAUGGAACUGAGUACACUCUUUGAAUGUUAUUGAUGGAAGGGCAUUGCUUCAUGUCAGCCCAAUGAAUAAAGCAUUUUCCAGAAUGCAGUUACAUUAGUGUGCAUGGAAUAAUAGUUCUCUCAAAUCAUGUAAUCCAUACAUGAUGUUGACUUUAGAAAUACAUUAUCUUCAAUGCAAGAAAAUCAUCUUAAUCUUCCCUAAACUUGGUCAUUUUCUUGAACUAAUGUUAAAAAUCAGGAUUUUUUUUUUUGAUUUACAGAUAUAAUUAAAGUAUAUCAAGUUGAUCCACUUUUUGUAAUAUAUUUGACCAUGGGUGGUGUAGACCAGAAAUACCGUUUAAUAGUGACACACUGUGCCUGAUGCACUCUGAAUGCAAUAUAGGGCACACAAUUCACUCCAACUUUUAUUCCCUUCUUGAGAAUCACAAUCACCUGUGUCUCUCCUUUUAGCCAUUAACUACUAGAUCCAGCAUCCCUGUUGAAACAUUAUAGUUGUGCCCCUAACAAUAAUCAUUCAUUAUUUCCAACACUCAAUUGGAUUUUUGGUAUCAAUUUGCUCAUCUUAGGCACCUUGGUAUUUGGCCAAAAAAAUAUGUUUGCUGUGUAUAUUGCUCAGAUAUGAUUUUUUAAAGUUUUUAAAUGUGUAUAUAUAUACAUUUCAUUUUUGCUCCAAAGUCUUGUUAAUUUACCCGGAUAAUCAUGUUUUGAAAGUAACAAUCAGUGGGUAAAAUUUUAACGUGUGCAAAAUGUCAAAAAUGAAUAUUUUUAAACUGUAAAGCUUUUGGAGUAAGAGAUAAAUGUGACAAAAUAACAUGAAUAAUCACAUGCCCAAGAGGAUCUUUUUCAUUGGAAAAGUGCUUUUUCUGUGCCAUCAGUGGGAGAAUUGUGUAUUUAUAUAUCUUUAUUUUGAAAUAAAACCUGGUCUUUUCUGUUUUAAGAUACUAUUUCCUUUAAUGUCUCAUUAUGUACUUGGCUACAAGAGUGGUUUAACUCGAUGCCCCAUCAAUUGUUCAGACACAAGUGAUUGUCAGGAUGUGAGAUAUAAACCUAUUAGAUUAAGCAGUGAGCUACAAUCACGCUCACAUUUCACUGAUAAUUUUAUAUUAAAAAAAAAUAAUGGAAAGAAUCUAUGCAACUUUAUCUAGUUUAAAUAAUCUGACUUGACCAGCUCAUGCUUGGGAACCCGUUACUACUGGGGUGAGAGACAUCGAGUCGUGUUGCCUAAAUCUCACCCCUUUACCAGCAGAAGAACCAGUGGAUAAUGUCAAUCAGGCAUCAACACACUCCCUUGUCAAGAAAAUGCUGUAUGGAGGAUUGAUACCUGCCAAGAGUUCUCUUGCCCACCUGCAAUAGUGCAAGAGUGGCCAAGUCACCUGUGCAAACAUGUAAUCUUUUCAUCAUUUUAUAAAAAUGGUUUCUCAUGCUCUCACUCCAGCACCUUUCACUUUGCACCAUUCACCCAGCUUGGGCUCCCCAGGGGAGUUUAUGAUGCAGUAGCUGUAUCAAUCCCAGUGAGUGGGGUACUUGUUGGUAUUGGAACCUGCUCUCAUGCCAAUAGCCACGACGCAUCAAACCAGAACUUGACACGAACCAUUGGAUUUAAUCAUACUUGUCAACUUCUCUACAUGAAUCAGAGAUCACUGGAAUAUGCUGUGUUUUAAUGUUAUUUUAAUAACCAUUCCCUUCCCUUAAAUUACCAGUUUAAAGAUUAGGUUUUUUUCUGAACAUGCAAAUUUGCAGAUUUUCUUAUUAACCGAGUGUUGCUCCUACACAUCUGAGUUUAGUAUUUUGACUCUAAUUUUGUUUUCCUUUCUGUUCCAAAUGUAAACUUGAACAAGAAAAUAAAGUCUCACUGUGUAAGCAGUGAUAGUUUAUCCUUUUAAA